AGCUCCGUUAUCAUUAAGGCUCUGGUCUCCCCUCAGUUCCUGAUUUCACAAGGGCUCUCGCUUUGCCACCGCAGAGGCACAAAUUGAUCUGAUCAGAGGCACACAGAAUCAAAGCGGUUCCCCCCGUCCCCCGUUGGUUCCUGCAGGUGUAAAUUGACCUUGUUUGCACCUCCGGCUGGCAUGGCUUUUGUCAUGCGGCCUGCUGAAAGCCGCUCGUCGUCCUUGUUCGCGGUUCAGACGCGAUCCCCUGCUAUGACUGCACUCAGAUCCUUGGACGUUAGAAUGUCAGGUGAUCCUGUUGUUCAGGGCUGCUUGCUCUGAAAAGUCUUAUGGCUGCAUGCGGGUGUCGGUGGGCCUAUGAAAGCACACGUGGUCCUGGGUCUGGCUGAGGUGUGUUUUUCAGGGUGCGGAUACUGCGGUACUCUAGAAGGUUCCAUUUCAUGCUUAGCGCAGGGUCAUGGUGUUAUCUUCUUGCUCCUGCUGGUUUUCCCUGCGUACAUCCACCACCAGCCACCUCCUCCCACUGGUGGGGGGGGGGGGGGCUCCUGUCCUCUAGCCGCCCCCUGCAGGAGCCGGGUGACCCCACCAAGGAUAAUCAAUACGCGUCCCCCUCCGCUUCUCUCCGGUGGGAGGGCGUAAGCGGCAGGGGUUGCGGCUCGGCUCCCCGAUGUCCAGCCAGACGGAUUCCAGACACUCACGCCCAUGCAGAGUCGAAUUACGAGGAUUCGUUGCGAAAAGGGAUUUGAUAACGGGGAGCUCAGCACUAGCAGAAGAUGACCCGAAACGAGCUGGAGUGGCGUCUGAGAGAAGAGGAGCAGGACCAUGUAGAUGGGCAGAUUUCCCACUGAGGACAGACUCCAGCACUGGUGAACUCUGCUGAAGACGUCCCUGAGAUAAGAAUGGGCAAUUCUGAGAGCCAGUACAGCAUCCAGGGGCCGAAGGGUGCCAGUUUAAUUCUCCCCGGGAAACGCAAACCGUCUUCCCUGAAGUUCUGCUCGUCCGAGGAGGAAGCGCUGUCUCCCCAGACGUGGUGGAGAGGUGGGAUCGGGGGCUCGGGGUACAAGUCCCGUGCCGCUGGCCGUGGCUGGCUUUCCCAGCAUAAGGGCGGGCUGCCGUACGUUUCCCGUCACUACGACUAUGUCGCCAAAGGAGGCAAGGUGGGCGGCGCGAGCAAGCAGCAGGCCUGUUCGCCUGAGAGAUCGGGUUGCGGCCUACUCAUGCCCUCUGAGAACGGCUAUUGCUGUGCUAAUGGCGCCCAGCCAGAGGGGAAUGGCUUCAAGGCGUCCAGCAGAGCACGCAACGGGCACACUGUCAAUGGGCGUAGACCGUCACCGGCAAGCAUCUCCUCCACAGGCUCUGGUGAGAAUAGUAGUCCCAAGGUGGUCAUCAAGAAGGAUGGGAGCCUGCGUGUGGAGUUCACCAACAACAACAAGCUGAUGCUGGAUGAUUCCACUGGUCCGGUGCAGCUUCUCAAAUUCUGCCCGACGGUGGAGUCCACACCUAGCCGCUGUUCACGAGUGACCGGUAUGGAAGAGUUUCCAGAGGCCCUGUUAUCUGGUCACCAGACGGAGCCUGCCUCUAGGGCCAGCAAAAGUAGCUCCCUAAGUUCUGAUGGCUCCUGGUACGAUGCACCUUGGGGAAAUGGGGUAGAACUUGGUGAAGUAGACACUGUGUGUUCCUCAGGUGUUGGCCGUAGCAGUAGCACACCUCCGGUGUCCCUCUCAGACCUGUACCGGGACCCCAACAUGGACGGUACUCCCCCAGUGGCCGAACACUCUCCCGUGCCCUUCCUGGUUCUCCCAGGUACUGGACACCGCGCUUCCUUCACGGAUGUCCUAGAUGUGCCAACCAAGGAGGGUUACCUAGGAGCCAAGCAGUACAGCUCCUACACACUGCCAUGCCGCAAGGCCCGUCCCAGUCCUGAGGGCAGUGCCAAGAAGGAUUCCCUCAAGAGUCGCAUGCGGAACUUCAGUGACUGGACAGGGAGCCUGAGCAGAAAGAAGAGAAAACUGCAGGAGCCCAGGAACAAGGAGGCUGUCGAGUGCUUCGACAGCGGCGUGGAUGGCCUGACGGCCGACACCAGCUCGCCCUCCCAGGGCUCCAGCUUGCUGUGGUACCCGGGUGCGGCACAGCCCCCUCCUGCCCGCAGCGAGUCCGCCAGUGCCCUCCACGGCAACGGCACCCUGCGCCAGAACAUCUAUGAGAACUUCAUGCGUGAGCUGGAGACCGGCGGGGGUGGGGUGGAGCAGCAGGGCGCUUCCACGGAGACGGAGGACACCAGCAGCGAUUCACUGGGCUCCCUGGACCAGCUGGACGAGCUGCUGGAGAAGGAGCAGGGCGUGGUACGCCGGGCAGGCUGGCUCUCCUUCAAGCCCCUGGUGACCCUGCACAAGGACAGGAAGUUGGAGCUGGUGACCCGGCGUAAGUGGAGGCAAUACUGGGUCACGCUCAAAGGCUGCACGCUGCUGUUCUACGAGACGUACAGCAAGAGCGCCGCCGAGCAGGACCUGUCCCCCCGCUAUGCCCUCUUCGCCGAGGACAGCAUUGUGCAGUCCGUCCCCGAGCACCCCAAAAAGGAGAACGUCUUCUGCCUGAGCAAUUCCUACGGCGACGUCUACCUCUUCCAGGCGAGCAGCCAGACGGAUCUGGAGAACUGGGUGACGGCGGUACAUUCGGCCUGCGCCUCCCUGUUCGCCAGGCGCCACGGCAAGGAGGACACAGUGCGCCUCCUGCGGAGCCAGACCCGCGGCCUCCUGCAGAAGAUCGACAUGGACGGCAAGAUGAAGAAGAUGGCCGAGCUGCAGCUGUCCAUCGUCAGCGACCCGAGGAACCGCAAAGCCAUCGAGAGCCAGAUCCAGCAGUGGGAGCAGAACCUGGAGAAGUUCAACAUGGACCUGUUCCGCAUGCGCUGCUACCUGGCUAGCCUGCAGGGCGGCGAGCUUCCCAACCCCAAGAGCCUGCUGGCCACUGCCAGUCGGCCCUCUAAGAUGGCGCUGGGGCGCUUGGGCAUCUUCUCUGUGUCUUCCUUUCACGCCCUGAUCUGCUCCCGGGACGAGGCCACCAUGCGGAAGCGCUCACUCUCUGCUUCCCAGAAGAUACGCAGCAAGCGGGGGCUGUUCUCCUCGUUGAAGGGCCUGGACAACCUGACCAAACGGGGCCGGGAGAAGAGGCCAUCCGUGUCGCAGAUCUUUGACAGUAACGCCGGGGGCCAGCUGAGCCUUUUCCCUCCCAGCAGUUCCGAGAGGCUGGACGGCUUGGCUAAUCUCUACUCCAUGGAGCCACUUGAGGGCCAUCCCUGGGACAGCAGCCCAGAAAUGCUGACCUACGUGUACAUGCCGGACAACCAGGCCAUCACGGUGCCUAUAAAACCGGAUCAUACGGUGAAGGACAUGCUGGCCCUGGCCUGCAAGGUGCAGCAGCUGGAGGCGAGUCUCCACGGGCUGCGUGUGCGGGGGGGCGCGGACCAGGAGGCUGGGGUCGCUGUGCCAGGGAGCAGCGAGCUGCUUGCGGACCUGGCAUAUGACACCCUGGAGAUCUUCCCACUGAGUGUGUUCACCGUACGUCUAUCUCGGCCCUCCGGUACUGUGGACUUUGGUUUCGCCGUCACGGGACAUGUGGACGGCCUCGGGAGGAGCCGCAUCUUUGUGAGCGAAGUGCUGCCGGACGGAAUGGCUGCUAACGAAGGUCUGCAGCAGGGAGAUGAGAUCCUGGUGCUGAAUGGCAAGAUCGUGGCCACCCUGGACUUGGGCCUGAUGCAGGAGCUUUUCUGCGAGCAGAGCCUCAGCCUCUCCAUCCGCCGGGACGCCGCCCCUGAAGAGGCAGGCUCUGCCUGGGCGGACCUGGAGCCCAGAGAGCCUUGCCCCCCAGUCCCAGUCCCGAACCAGAUGCAGCUGCUGGAGGAAUUCCUGGACCGGCACCGCAGCACCCAAGCGUCCUCUGAUGUGUCUGUUGUGCCAGGUGUCCCAGGCAGCUCAGCAGGGCCUGAUACGGAGACCGGACCCGGCCGACGCAGCCCGUGGAUGGAGCAGCACAACACGGGUGUGGAAGCAGUGUGCACUUUGUACCAGACCUUCCCAGAAGGCUCGGAGGGGCUGAUGGAUACUCAUAAAGAUCCCACCGGGGGCGAUCCUGGCCCCUUACGGCCGUACCCUCGCCACAUGUCCGCCACGGAACGCCUGCGCAAGGUCAUUCAGGAACUGGUGGACACCGAGAAGUCUUAUGUCAAGGACCUGAGCUGCUUGUUUGAGAUCUACCUGAAGCCACUGCAGAAUGAGACCUUCCUCACUCAGGAUGAGAUGGAAAGCCUGUUUGGCAGCUUGCCAGAGAUGCUGGACUUCCAGAAGGUCUUUCUGCAAACCUUAGAGGAGAGAAUCGCCUCGUCGCCUGACUUCAGCACGCUUGAGACACCAGUGGAGUUCAAGAAACUUCUCUUCUCCCUGGGUGCACCCUUCCUGUACUACGCAGAUCACUUCAAGCUCUACAGUGGUUUCUGUGCAAAUCACAUCAAGGUGCAGAAAGUCUUGGAGCGAGCAAAGACAGACCGGGCCUUUAAGGAGUUCCUAGAUGCAAGGAACCCAACGAAGCAGCACUCGUCAACUCUGGAGUCCUACCUGAUCAAACCUGUGCAGAGAGUGCUGAAGUACCCACUGCUACUGAGGGAGCUGGUGUCCCUGACGGACACCGACAGUGAGGAACACCAUCACCUGACAGAAGCCUUGAAGGCCAUGGAGAAGGUAGCCAGUCACAUCAAUGAAAUGCAGAAGAUCUAUGAGGAUUAUGGCACGGUAUUCGACCAACUGGUAGCAGAGCAGAGUGGCAGUGAGAAAGAGGUCACAGAGAUUUCCAUGGGAGAAUUCCUUAUGCAUUCCACGGUCAUGUGGCUGAACCCAUUCCCAUCGCUAGGCCGCAUGAGAAAGGAGCCCGAGCUGACUGUAUUUGUGUUCAAGAAAGCUGUGAUACUCGUGUACAGGGAGAACAACAAGCUGAAGAAGAAGAUGACUGCAGGGCGUUCCUCCUAUUCUCAUGGGGAUCUGGACCCUUUCAAGUUCCGCUGGCUCAUCCCACUGUCAGCACUGCAGGUCCGACUGGGAAACACAGCAGGAACAGAAAAAAACUGUAUCUGGGAGCUGAUUCACACGAAGUCAGAGCUUGAAGGACGUCCAGAGACUGUGUUCCAGCUCUGUAGCAGCGUGCCCGAGUGCAAGGCCAGCACCGUCAAGGUGAUCCGCUCUGUUCUGAGGGAGAAUGUGCGUAGGAACAGGGAGGGGCUCAUCCCACUCAGGAAAACCGUGCCAACGUCUGCGCGCAUAGGUUCAUCCAGAGCCUUCUGGCUGUGCAAGCAACCGAACCUGGAGGUCCCUGCUCACCUCAGCACGUCAAAAGCAGGGCAUCCAGAUUCCGACGAGGGCAGUCUGAGCAGCAGGACCCACCUGAUUGAAGGCCAGGCGGAGCACAAAGGUCAGGCCCCUCGGAACCCGCGCCGGGGUCCCCAGCAAAGCCCCAACCCAGAUGGCAGCGUCAAAGAGUCAGACAUCCUGAGCGACGACGAGGACCUUGGAGAGACCGCCCGGUCAGUGUCACCAGCAAGUGCCAUCGAGGCUCAGUUCCGACGUCUGAAGAUGGUGGAGGAGACGGCAGACGAGGAGCCGGCACCUUAUGUGCAGCCUGAGGGGGGCGAUCUGGACACACCUGAGAAGCAGUCCAGGCUACUGCGUUCCCACCUCUGCAUCAAACGGAAAAAUAAUAGCCUGCGGCGAAACAAGGGGGCGCUGCUGAGCAUGAAGCAGCAAAGCCGGUCUCUGGACAGCCAGGACGAGCCCCCCAGCAUGGACCUCAACACCCUACUGGAGCGGGAGUUCAGCGUGCAGAGCCUGACUUCUGUUGUUAACGAGGACUGCUUCUACAACAUGGUGAGCACUGACAGUGGCCCUGUACCCACCCUAUAGGGUCGGGAAGCUCCCAGACAAAUCCAACCAGUCCCAGGUCCUCAUUGCUCAGAGGGAGUGGCUUGGGUCCCCGGGCUGCUCUGCAACUGGACAGGAAGUUAUACAAACCAAAAUGGAAGCACACUGUACCAACCAGGACUUUGUACCUACUUUGUUCUGUAUUUGUGCACUAAAGUACACAAUUCGCCUUCAUUUUUUUUUUUAUUUGUACAUUUUAAGGCAUUUUUUAAUUUAUUGAUUGUCUCCUGUCAAGAUGCAUUCAAAGUAGCCGGAGAAAAAUAUUGUUGCAUUAAGGAAUUUUUUUCCUAAAACAUUUGAAACGUGGAAAUUAAAACUUGUGUUUACAGUCUGUAGUCUGUGUGCAGACAAGCAUUGCCAAGUCAAGCAGCAUGAUUUAAGAGGCAACUAGCUUGACAAUGAAGUAAAUUUAAACAGAUUGUGACCCAAAACCUGAUUUGUUACACGUAUAUUUUUCCCCAAAUGGCUGCACUGCAACAAUCUGAAUAUUUGAUACUUGACAAUGUACAGCACAAAACAAAAAAGCUGUAAUUUGCAAUAAACUGUCUGUUGUAAAUGUUUA
This is a messenger RNA of Brienomyrus brachyistius, 6525 nucleotides long. RefSeq names its product TIAM Rac1 associated GEF 2a (gene tiam2a). Gene Ontology annotation, molecular function: protein binding; guanyl-nucleotide exchange factor activity. Gene Ontology annotation, biological process: small GTPase-mediated signal transduction; activation of GTPase activity; positive regulation of axonogenesis. The record is from RefSeq and is a predicted model, not a curated record. Lineage: Eukaryota; Metazoa; Chordata; Actinopteri; Osteoglossiformes; Mormyridae. Gene Ontology annotation, cellular component: membrane; synapse. Bases 900 to 5945 code for a protein of 1681 amino acids. The transcript has 27 exons.